Molecule: messenger RNA, 3145 nt
Organism: Quercus lobata
Lineage: Eukaryota; Viridiplantae; Streptophyta; Magnoliopsida; Fagales; Fagaceae
Product: IAP-like protein 1
Exons: 7
Coding region: 82-2883 (933 amino acids)
Cellular component (GO): nucleus
Molecular function (GO): zinc ion binding
Source: RefSeq, a predicted model, not a curated record
CACCACUUUCUCUCUCGUUCAUAUUUUUCACUCGCUUCGAAAAUUUUGGGGGCAAAAACCAAGGCCGAGCAGAGCAUAGAGAUGAUGAGAGAGGAGGUUAUCAGCUCCGGAGGGACCAUUGAUCCUGCUCCUGCUGCGAGUUCUGCUGGGGCAUCCUCUCCUGCUGUUCCUACAAAUGUUGGCAGUAGAGAUGGUUCCAGUCAUGGACAUGGAUCCAGGGCGGCUUCUCUGUCGUGUGUUGGUUCACAACCACCACGGACUUCCUUGAGCACAAGUGCUGGCGGUUCAGCUUUUGGAUCAUCAAGACCUUCAUGUAGACCAUGGGAAAGAGGGGAUUUACUGAGGCGCUUGGCUACCUUUAAGCCUUUGAAUUGGUUUGGGAAACCUAAGGCUGUUAGUUCAUUGACUUGUGCUCAGAAAGGUUGGAUGAAUGUUGAUGUUGAUAAAAUUGAAUGUGAAUCAUGUGGUGCAUACUUGAGUUUUGUGUUCUUACCAUCGUGGGCCCCUGCCGAAGUCCAAAAGGCUGGUGAAGCCUUUGCCAAACAGCUGGAUUCUGCGCACAAAGUCAGUUGUCCUUGGAGGGGAAAUAGCUGCCCAGAAAGCUUGGUGCAGUUUCCUCCAACCCCUCAAUCUGCCCUGAUUGGGGGAUACAAAGAUAGAUGUGAUGGACUUCUGCAAUUUCAAUCUCUUCCCAUUGUGGCCACAUCUGCAAUUGAGCUGAUGCGGGUUUCUCGGGGCCCACAGGUUGACCGCUUUCUGUCAGGGGAAGUAGAUAUUAAACCAGAGAGUAUACCAGAACUUGAAAGCUCUCAGGAUGGAGCAUUGUGUUUAUAUUCUCGGGCCCAGAAGCUUAUAAGCGUCUGUGGAUGGGAACCAAGAUGGCUUUUAAAUGUUCAAGACUGCGAAGAACAUUCUGCUCAAUCAGCGAGGAAUGGAUAUUCAGUUGGCCCUACCCAGGCCCAGCUCCAUCUAUCACAGGAUCCUGGAUCAAGCAAGAAACCACUGCCUGGGGCAGCUAAAAGAGAUACUGGGAAGAGUAAAGUGUUAGUUAAGGAUUCUAGAUGUGAGUCCAGGUCACCUUUGCUUGAUUGUGGCUUAUGUGGUGCCACAGUUAGGAUAUCGGAUUUCUUAACAGUUACUCGACCUGCUCGGUUCACUCCCAACAAUAUUGAUAUUCCAGAUGCAAGCAAAAAAAUGGGAUUGACACGUGGGGUAAGUGCAGCCAGUGGAAUUAGUGGCUGGGUUGCUGCUGAUGACAUGGAAAGAGAACAUACUGAAGACCGUGAUGAAGUUGCAACCACAAAUGAUGGAAAAUUGCAGACAAACCCAGAUGUUGAUUUGAACCUUACGAUGGCAGGAGGUUUACCUUUUACUCAAUCGGGCAGGAUGUCUGAAAAUAUUCAUGAUGCAGCAGAUAUGGGACGGGACCUCAUAAUUGGGCAGCCUGCAGGCAGUGAGGUUGGUGACCGUGCAGCUUCAUAUGAAUCACGGGGUCCCAGCUCUCGUAAGCGGAGCUUGGAGAAAGGUGGAAGCUCAGAUGAUAGGCCACACUUAAGGAUGCAACAAGCUGAUAGCGUUGAAGGCACUGUCAUUGAUCGUGAUGGUGAUGAAGUCACAGAUGGCAGACAAUAUUCAGCUGGGCCUUCAAAACGUGCUCGUGACUCUGAUAUUUUUGAUACAAACUGUUCAUCAUAUCAUAGAGAUUCAUCUGGUGCUGGUCCUAGCCAGUCAAUGGGCUUUGAACUUUACACAGAAGGCAACAGAGUUGCAUCAUUUCGAUAUGGAAGUGACCAACCUAUAGGGAUCCAAUCAGCUAGGGAUUCUACACGUGCGUCAUCAGUCAUUGCAAUGGAUACUGUUUGCCAUAGUCCAAAUGAUGACUCUAUGGAAAGUGUAGAAAAUUAUCCAGCAGAUGUCGAUGAUGUCCACUUCCCCUCUUCUAGUGUAUAUGGAAAUCUGGACAUGAAUGAUACAUCGGAAUUGAAUUAUAGUAACCAGGCUCAGCAGAGCAUUGGAUUCCAACCAGCUGCUGCAGUCCCAGGAGAAAUGGGUGUUAGUAGUACAAAUGAUGGGGAAGAGAUUUUCAAUGCAGAGACUGUGACUGCUCAAGCUAGGGACGGGUUAAGUUUUGGAAUUAGUGGAGGAAGUGUUGGGAUGUGUGCUAGUCAUGAGGCAGAAAUUCAUGGUGCUGAUGUAUCUGUCCAUAGAGCAGAUAGUGUAGUUGGUGAUGUCGAACCUAGAGUAGAAGAUGCUGAAAAUCAGGGCCAGACAGGUGAAUCUGCUCCAGAUCCUGGACUAAUGGAUGAGAUUGUCCCUGAUGAAAUUAAUAGGGAGGAUCCCCAUGGUGAUAGCCAGGAAAUGUUAUCUAGAUCUGUUGGAAGGGCUGAUAGUGGCUCAAAAAUUGAUGGCUCUGCUAAGACUGAAUCUGCUGAAAGUGGUGAAAAGAUAAGUCAAAGUGGCAAGUUAGUACCUGAGAACAAUACCCGUCCUUCUCUUUCUUGCAACGCAAAUAUGUUCUCUGGUUAUGAAACAACCAAGAAAGAGGUCAUGAAUGCUGGGAUUCCAAAAGGGGAAAGCAAUUAUGAAGAAGCCAUGGAAUUUGAUCCAAUUGUCCAUCACAACCAGUUUUGCCCCUGGGUGAAUGGAAAUGUUGCAGCUGCUGGUUGUAGUAGCUAUUGUUCCAGCACCAGUGGGGAUGCUAUUGCAAUUUGUGGGUGGCAGCUGACCCUAGAUGCACUGGAUGCUUUGCGAUCACUGGGAAAUAUUGCAAUUCAGACGGUACAGUCUGAGUCAGCAGCAUCUUUGUAUAAGGAUGAUCACCGGACCCAUGGCCAAAAGGUCCUUCGUCACCACUCUAUAAGUAGAAGCCACGGGCAGCUUUGAGAUUCAAUCUGAAGAGUGAGAGUCAUUCCAAAAAGCAGAUGAUUUUGACUUUUUAAAGUGAUUGCACAAUGGUUUUCUUUAGUCAUGUAUCUUUUUCAAUUAAACUUUAUUGCAUUAGUUUGAUGUUGCUGCUUCUUGAAAACAAAAAAAUAAUGAUCCUUAUACUGAGUCAAGAGAUGAUUAUGAACCUCCAACUCUGCUUUGUCUUUGCUAGUGCAUUGACUCUUUGUGGUAAUUUAAUGAAGUGUUUAUUUGUGGAACA